This is a messenger RNA of Cephus cinctus (wheat stem sawfly), 817 nucleotides long. Its product is annotated as zinc finger protein 593 homolog. Lineage: Eukaryota; Metazoa; Arthropoda; Insecta; Hymenoptera; Cephidae. The transcript has 3 exons. The record is from RefSeq and is a predicted model, not a curated record. Gene Ontology annotation, molecular function: nucleic acid binding; zinc ion binding. Bases 249 to 683 code for a protein of 144 amino acids.
CUCUUUCGAUAGAAUUCACGGAACGCUGUACGGGGCAAGAAUAUUUUUAAAUUAUGCAACGAACCGUUUGUGCUCUGAUCAACCGUCGCAUUUAGGAGUCUUCUCUUCAAAUCUACAUGAUAUGGUUUUUAUUAUAGUUCAAUAACAAGGUGGCAGCACUUUCUUCGUAUUUCAAUUUGGCGUUUCGUGGCGGCUUAAACUUUUAUGUUUAAUAUUUUUUAAACGCACGUGAAUUAUAAGACUGAACGAUGACUUAUAAGCGUAGAAAGUAUCACAAAGGAGAUACCCAUUUGAAAAAGGGAUGGAGGACAAAGAGAAGAACGAAGGAUUUGGAUGAAAUCGAUGACGACAUAAAGGAGGAGAAUGCAAAGAAAUUACUAAAUCAACAAGUGGAUUUCGAUAAACCAGGUGCAGCUCAACACUAUUGUGUACAUUGCGCGAGAUACUUCAUUAACGACAGAGCAUUGCAAGAUCAUUUUGCUACUAAAGUACAUAAAAGGAGGCUGAAAGCACUUGAAUUAGAACCUUAUAGCAUAGAGGAAUCUGAACGAGCUGCUGGCAGAGGUAAUUACAUUGCACCACAGAAACGGAAAAUUGAAACGUUGACUAAAGAGGAUUUGGAUGAUUUGGAUGCUGAUACUGAUGCAGUAUCACCAGCAAAAAUUAUGAAGACGGACGAUUAGGGUAUUCAUUUAUUGACAGUUAUAAAGAAUAAUGUACAUAUUGAAUUCACAGUACUCAAUUGCUAUUAAAAUGUCAAACGCUGUGCUUAGAUUAUUAAACAAAGCCAACAGGAUUGGCUACGGAGCUGCAAAAA